This is a messenger RNA of Nannospalax galili (Upper Galilee mountains blind mole rat), 2303 nucleotides long. RefSeq names its product ST3 beta-galactoside alpha-2,3-sialyltransferase 5 (gene St3gal5). The transcript is spliced from 7 exons. The record is from RefSeq and is a predicted model, not a curated record. The coding region runs from base 174 to 1346 and encodes 390 amino acids. Gene Ontology annotation, molecular function: lactosylceramide alpha-2,3-sialyltransferase activity. NCBI's taxonomy places the organism in Eukaryota, Metazoa, Chordata, Mammalia, Rodentia, Spalacidae.
GGCGGCGCGGAGCGGCGGCCCCAGAAGCCGCGCAGUCGGGCGGCGGCACCUGCCUGCGGAGGUACGUGGCGCAGUCCCCCCAUCGGCGUAGCGGGGACUGGGGACCCAGGCGGCGGCGGUCAGCCUCAGCCCACUCCUCUUCGAGGCCCGGGCGGCUCGGUGUCACCCCUGCAAUGCCAAGUGGGUACAACUCUGCGAAGCUGAGAAGUGAUUGCCCAAGGACCUCCCUGCAAUGGUACACCCGCUCCCAGAACAGGAUGAGAAGACCCACCUUGUUAUUAAAAGACAUCCUCAAGUGUAUAUUGCUUGUGUUUGGAGUGUGGCUCCUGUACAUCCUCAAGUUAAAUUAUACUGCUGAAGAAUGCGACAUGAAAAAAAUGCAUUAUGUGGACCCUGACCGCAUAAAGAGAGCACAGAGCUAUGCUCAGCAAGUCUUGCAGAAGGAGUGUCGACCGAAGUUCGCAAAGACAGCAAUGGCACUGUUAUUUGAGCACAGAUACAGCAUGGACUUGGUGCCCUUCAUGCAGAAGGUCCCUGGAGCGAGUGAAGCUGAGUUCCAGUAUGAUCCUCCUUUUGGAUUCCGGAAAUUCUCCAGUAAAGUCCAGAGCCUCUUGGACAUACUGCCUGAACAUGACUUUCCUGAACGUUUGAGAGCUAAGCACUGUAGACACUGUGUGGUUGUUGGGAACGGGGGCAUCCUGCAUGGACUAGAGCUGGGCCACACUCUCAACCAGUUUGAUGUGGUGAUAAGGUUAAACAGUGCCCCAGUUGAGGGAUAUUCUGAGCAUGUUGGAAAUAAAACCACUAUAAGGAUGACUUAUCCAGAGGGUGCACCACUGUCGGAUGCUGAAUAUUAUGCCAAUGACUUGUUCGUCACUGUUCUAUUUAAGAGUGUUGAUUUCAACUGGCUUCAAGCAAUAGUAAAAAAUGAAACCCUGCCAUUUUGGGUGCGGCUCUUCUUUUGGAAGCAGGUGGCAGAAAAAAUCCCACUCCAGCCGAAACAAUUCAGGAUUUUGAAUCCAGUUAUUAUCAAAGAGACUGCCUUUGACAUCCUUCAGUAUACAGAGCCCCAGUCAAGAUUCUGGGGCCAAAAUAAGAACAUCCCCACCAUCGGUGUCAUUGCCAUUGUCUUAGCCACGCAUCUGUGUGAUGAAGUCAGCCUGGCAGGUUUUGGAUAUGACCUCAGUCAACCCAGAACACCUUUGCACUAUUUCGACAAUCAGUGCAUGAGUGCCAUGAACUGGCAAUUGAUGCACAACGUGACCACUGAGACCAAGUUCCUCCUGAAGCUGAUCAAAGAGGGUGUGGUAAAGGACCUCAGCGGGGGUAUCCAUUGUGAAUUCUGAGCACAACAAACCUGACACAUGGAGAUGUACCCGAGACUGUGCCAACGGCCUUCCGAUGCACUUCAGCCUGCAACUACUUUAACAUGCAGCUGGUGUUUUUAAACCUUUUGUUAAAAAAAAACAAAACCAAAAAAUGUUUCACUUUUCCCACUUUGUCCUGUUUAUUUGAAGUCUGUGUUUGGAUUGCUUUUUGCAGUUGCACAUUUUAUGUUAAUUUUAAAAAUGGGAUUGGAUUUCUCAAAGAGAAUUGUAUAGAAUGAUGCUUUAUUAUGUUUUAAGAAAGUAAUUUAAUUUGUAAGAACUUCACCCAUGUAAUCUGUACAGCAAGUACCAGGUGAUGAUGUAGGAGAGGGGGCUAUGCUGCUUUGAUGAUAGCCCUGAUGCCUGAGUCUGGUUUCUGCUGCUCUGUUUGGUGGGACCCAUGGUGGAGAUGCUUCCUGCUUCCUAGAUGAUGAAAGGAGCUCAAUCAUUCAACCACUGGCAGCUGCAGGAAGCACUGGACCAGUUGGACAAGUUCAUGGGCCCUUUCCGAUGGUUCACACUCUGCCAGAAGACUCCUUAGAAUCAACCAGGGGAGCUGUCCUAAUCAUCUCUGCUCAGAGAGUCCUGUGAAGCUGCCCUGGGCUACAGAUGCCACAGUCUUCCAAGCAACUAGGACGACUCUUGAAAUUCUUGAGAUUUUUUUUCUGCCCUUCCAAAGCACUUAAGUGUUAUUUAAGAUGUUCUGCUGUCUGUCUGAGGUGGCUUACCGUAACUAUGACAAAGCUUCUACUAUCUAGAACCAUGGAGGAAUGAACCCCUCCCAGGGAUAAUCACUUUUUUUUUUUUUUUGAAACACUGCAGUGAAAUCCUUCCAGUGUUAUAAAUUUCUUAUUUGAAAAUAAAAGAUUUUUGGAUGCCUAUCUGACAGUGCGUACCAAGCAAUGUGCUGGUCCAAAUAAAAGAAUAAAAACUGUU